UGAAUGACUUUUGCGUUCGUUCUGAGUUCUGACAGUUAAAAUUCUGGUUAAAAUCUGAGGUGUAGUCUCUGGUGCAGAUUGAUUAAUUUAUUUUGAACUUAUUAUUAUUUUGUUUUGUUGUUGAAGUAUUUCCAUAGGAACCCUGCAAAAACUAAUAUGUCUAAAAAUUCAAUAAGUUUGGACAUCGAUCCUUCAAUUAUGGAGAAAAAUAUGAGAAUAGUCAAGGAAACUCCCGCUGAAGAGACAUUUAAUAAGCUACUAUCUUCAGUAGACCCAAUUCCUACAAGACUAGUUAAACCAACUCCAGGAUUUUGUGUGAAAACAUUCACUAAGCCUGAUAAUGCGAAGGUAUUCAUAAAUAUAUGUUUAACUGACGCUAUACCCUGCCCUAGAGACAUCAGCAAUGAUGAACUCAUGCAAAUACUGAGCUCGCAAGAUCCAUCUAGUUAUAAAGUGCCUAUGAGUAUAGGAGAAGGUCGUACGGAACUGGACAAGUCCGGGGCUCCAGCCACAGCAUAUGAUGUAGCCAUUAACCCUGAAUUCAUGAAGAAAAUAGAGAAAGAUGAACUAUUUCAAACAUUCUUUCUAACUGUAGUAUUUGAAGGGCUGCAAGAUAAAUAUCAAUUUGAAAUAGAUUUGCAAAAGUACACUAUUCUAAAGAAUAGAAAGUCCAUUGGUGUUCUGCAGUCUCAUAGGAUACAAAUUAGGGAUAUUCAGGCUAUGGAGAAUGCAGCAUCAAAAACAAAGCUCAUUCAAGAGAUAGAUGAGAAAACAGCUGCAAAAUUAAAUACACAGAAUAGGAAGUGGGUAAUUGUCCACAGGUUGAGACGGGAACCACCUACUGGCGAGAUUGAAUACUUGUUAGCAGAAUUUAAAAUACCUUCUUCUGUGCAAUUAAAAGAUCUUAAUUUAGAAAUUGGUGAAGAUAGACUGAUAUUAGGUUCUAAAGGCAUUUAUGAACAGAUAGAUUUUUUCUUACCAUGUAGCGUGGAUCAGGAUAUAAUAGACGCCCAAUUAGAUAGGAAUAAUGAUAUGCUAAGCGUGAAAAUGCCAGUGAUACAAUAAGGACUGCUUAUGCUCUGUGCUCAUUUUGGAAGUAAAUGCAUGAUUUGCAAGUGGAAGUUGAAGCUUGUCAAAACACAUAUGCUGCUGUGCAUUAUUAUUCCUUUUCGGUAAUUCAAUAAAUACAACAAUUCAAUUGAUUUGUUUAUUAAUUUCAAAUUAAUAAAUGUGGAUUAUUAUGA
Manduca sexta (tobacco hornworm) is the source of this 1244-nucleotide messenger RNA. Its product is annotated as PIH1 domain-containing protein 1. Gene Ontology annotation, cellular component: ribonucleoprotein complex; cytoplasm; R2TP complex. The transcript has 5 exons. The coding region runs from base 157 to 1065 and encodes 302 amino acids. The record is from RefSeq and is a predicted model, not a curated record. Gene Ontology annotation, biological process: rRNA processing; box C/D snoRNP assembly. NCBI's taxonomy places the organism in Eukaryota, Metazoa, Arthropoda, Insecta, Lepidoptera, Sphingidae.